Molecule: messenger RNA, 3986 nt
Organism: Maniola jurtina (meadow brown)
Lineage: Eukaryota; Metazoa; Arthropoda; Insecta; Lepidoptera; Nymphalidae
Gene: Elp1
Product: putative elongator complex protein 1
Exons: 8
Coding region: 97-3912 (1271 amino acids)
Biological process (GO): tRNA wobble base 5-methoxycarbonylmethyl-2-thiouridinylation
Cellular component (GO): cytosol; elongator holoenzyme complex
Molecular function (GO): protein binding; tRNA binding
Source: RefSeq, a predicted model, not a curated record
GGAAAACGCACGGGAAAACGUCAGGAAAUUUUUCGGUUUUAAACUACCUACUCCUAGGUCUUUGUAGGAAAUAAAAAAUAAUAAGCAUUGCUAAAAAUGAAGAAUUUAAGUUUGUGGGAUAUUUGUACAAAGAAAUAUUCAAUAGAAUCGGGAGAUAAUUUUUGUGCUUGUUACGGUCACAAUGAGGAAUCUGCAACCGGUGAACUUUUUGUGUGUUCAUAUAACCUAGUAGUAAGCAAAUUUGAUAAUAGUGGUGAAAUCAAGUGGACAAAGGAUAUCUCUGAUUGUGUAUCCAGAGAAAAUGCACCUGUAAACAUAACCUAUUUGGGUUUGACCAACUGUUUGAGCGUUGGUCUCGCAAACGGUGAAUUAAUAUCAAUUGACGACUUUGAAGACACCUGCUGUGACUUGGUGGGAACAUGUGAAAAUGGAUUGUUGGCAAUGGAAUGGAGUCCAGAUCAAGAGUUAUUGGUUUUGGUUACUAAGGACUUAAAUGUAAUAUUAAUGUCAUGCACAUAUGACCCUUUGAUUGAGUCUAAUUUAUUAAGCAAUGAGUUUGGUGAAAAACAGUUUAUUACUGUUGGUUGGGGUAAAAAAGAAACUCAAUUCCAUGGCUCAGAGGGGAAAAAAGCUGCAAAAAUAACAGCUGAAAUAGUUGCUGACAAAAAUGGUGAAUCAAACAGCAAAAUAGUGAUUACCUGGAGAGGGGAUGGUAGUUUGUUUGCUGUUGGUUUUACAUCUGAUGGCAUUAGAAGGUUUAAAAUUUUCGAUAGAGAAGGAAAUUUGCAGUAUACAAGUGAAAAGCAACCAGGUCUCGAAGCCAACCUGUCAUGGAGACCCAGUGGAAACAUAAUUGCAACAACACAGAAAUUAACUGACAAGUAUAUUGUUGCAUUCUUUGAAAAAAAUGGCCUCAAACAUGGAGAGUUCACAAUACCUGUGGAACUAACGACUGUUGUUGAAGAUUUGUUCUGGAGUUCUGAUUCAGAUAUAUUAGCUUUAUUAUGCAAAGAUACUGCUACAAACACCCAGAAAGUUCUACUAUUUACAAGUAGUAACUAUCACUGGUACCUAAAGCAAACUCUGUACUUUAGUAAACAACAAGCUGUAGGGAAAAUUAUGUGGGAUAAUGAUUUUAAUGUGGCUAACAAUAAAAAAAUGCAUAUAGUAUUAAAAAAUGGAGAACAUUAUGCCUAUACUUGGAUAUGGAAUAUAGAUCAUAGUAAAGGUAAAAGUGAUUGUGACGAUGCAGCUGUAACUGUUAUAGAUGGGAAGAAAUUAUUAAUUUCAACCUUUAGAUAUACAUCUGUUCCUCCCCCAAUGGCUAAUGUAGAGGUUGAAUUAGACAGUGAUAUUGAAUCGGUUCAUUUUGCACCAGAAAAUGAUUCAGUCUUGAACUCAAAUUCAUUUGUAGUAAAAACUGAUAAAAAAUUAGUUUUUCUGGAGCAAUCUGUUAGAAAUCCUUUAAGGUAUGAAAUAUCUGAAACAAUACCUAUUGAUAAUGUAAGCUUUCCAUUCCACUGUUAUAAUUGGUACUGGUUAGACAGCAAAACAUUAUUAUGCACUUCAGUAGACAAUGAUAGUUCUUAUCAAUUAAUUCAGUACAAAAUAUCAGAUGGCAAAAUAGUUAAAGAAAGUACACAUCCUCUACCAUCAGCUGUAACAAGGAUACAGUGCCAUCCUUCAAUAAAAUCUGCUGUAUUUUUACAGUUGAGUGAUGGAGAAAUCUUAGAGUACAGUUCUGAUGGUAAAAUUAUUCCCCAAGUAUUUUCAUUUCCUGAGCCAUGCCCCCAAUUUUGCGUUCUGAGUGUAGAUAGUGAUGUCUAUUUCUUAGGGCUUUCGUGCAAAGGAUGUCUAUAUAUGAACGAUAAAAAGAUUAUUAAUAAUGUCAGUUCUAUAUUUAUUCAUAGUAGUUUUCUGCUGCUGACAACAUUAAAACAUGUGCUUCUUUGCACUGAACUAACAAGAGCAGGCUUAAGCUGCAUUGAAAUGUAUGAGAAAACUGAAACAUCAGAUGUUUAUAAGAGGAAAAUCGAACGAGGUGCUAAAUUAGUUGUGACUGUUCCAAAAACAACCCGAACUGUGUUUCAAAUGCCAAGAGGAAAUCUAGAAACUAUUGAACCUAGACCCUUAUCACUUAAAAUUAUUGGAGAAUAUCUCGAUCAUUGUAAAUAUUAUGAUGCUUUUGAUUUAAUGAGAAAGCAAAGAAUAAAUCUUAAUUUGAUUUACGAUCACAAUCCUAAACUGUUCACAGAGAGUAUAGGUAUGUUCUUUGAUGCUAUACAGAAUAAUUCGUGGCUAAACCUUUUCUUGGCUGAUCUUGAAAAUAUUGAUGUCACACAGGCUAUGUAUACAAGUAGCUACCCUGGGAGAAAAAAUGUUACUGAUAAAGUACAUGGAAAGAUACAAUAUGUAUGUGAUAUCGUUAUUGCACAUAUAAAUCAAGCAGAUGACUAUGCUUAUAGAAUAUUACCACUUUUGACAGCUUUUGUGAAGAAAAAUGAUUUAGAAAAGGCAUUGGCUGUUAUAAACAGUCUGAAAAAGGAAGAGUUAAGUGAAAAUAAUGUACCAGUUACUUCAGAUGAAGCACUGAAAUAUUUGUUAUACAUGGUCAAUGUGGAUCAACUUUUUGAUGUUGCAUUAGGAAUGUAUGACUUUGACCUUGUGCUACUGGUUGCUAAUAAAUCACAGAAGGAUCCCAAAGAAUAUGUUGCCAUGUUAAACGAGUUGAAUGAAAUGGAUGAAAACUAUAAGAGGUUUACUAUAAAUAAACACUUGAAGAGAUUUGAAAAAGCUGUACAGUGUCUUGCAAAAUGUGGACCAAGCAGACAUGGCGAGCUUAAAACCUUUGUCAAGUAUCACAGUCUUUACAGAGAAGCUUUAGCACUCUUCUCUGUUGAUGAGGACAUAUACAAACAAAUGUCGGACGAUUUCGGACUUUACUUAAAACUAAAGAAGCAAUUUAUUGAAGCUGGUAUAAUUUAUGAGAGAUCAAAGAGUUACGAGAAAGCAAUUGAAUGUUACAGAGAUGCCUUGGAGUGGGAACUAGUAUUAAAGCUAGCUCAGAAUAAACCUAAGGAAGAGUUCAAAGAAAUUUGUUGGGAUCUUGCCAACUCUCUAAAAGAAGAAAAACGAUACAAAGAAGCGUUAACGAUUUUGGAACAACUUAAUGAAGAUCAUGAAGAUAUAAUAAAUUUUGCUAUUGAAUGUGCUCAGUUUAAAACAGCACUGCGAUUUUGUACUAAGUUUAACAAGCAGCAAUUAAUAGAAAAGAGCCUACUACCCUCUUUAUUGGAUGAAUAUACAAAUACAAAGGAAUUAAUAGAAACAAACAGGACAAACUUCAAUAAAUAUAAGGAUCGUCUGCAAGUGGUAAACGAAAUGAAAAGGAAUAAACCUGCUGACCAUUAUGAUACAUUCUAUGCUAAUAAGGACAGUGAUUUAUACUCUGAUGCAGGCAGUACUAUAGCGUCUUCAUCUGGGUCUGGACGAUCGUAUCGUUCAAGUAAAAACAGAAGGAAACACGAACGCAAAGUUGCAUCCCUAAAAGAGGGCUCACAAUAUGAAGACACUGCCCUCGUCAUGGUGCUACACACAUUGGUCACAUCAACGUUUGAAUUGAGGUUGCCUGUCAAGGAAAUCAACAUUGUGCUAUCUUGCCUCAGUAAAGACUUGGAAGCUUUAACACUUCAGUCAAGCCUAGAAAAAACAUUGAAGGAGAUGAAAGAUAGUCUUAAAGAAAUAUGGAGUGACAAAUUCACCUUGGAAGCGACAAAUGCUGCAAUUGCAGCGGCGAAUGUUCCAGAAGGAAGUACAGUGAUCCCUCAAGGAAUGGCCACUCUUGAUGCACAUCUAAGGAUAGCUCCAGUUAUGCAAGAUCUGCAAUGGAAGCUAGAGGGACUUAACUUAUAAUUUAGGUUGCUGUUUAUGUAUUGCACAUGCAUAGUUUUAAUAUAUAUUUUUUCAAUAUAAAAUAUAAAUGUUAC